Messenger RNA from Myripristis murdjan (pinecone soldierfish), 2211 nucleotides. RefSeq names its product CDC42 effector protein (Rho GTPase binding) 5 (gene cdc42ep5). Lineage: Eukaryota; Metazoa; Chordata; Actinopteri; Holocentriformes; Holocentridae. Gene Ontology annotation, biological process: regulation of cell shape; positive regulation of actin filament polymerization; positive regulation of pseudopodium assembly. Bases 159 to 1103 code for a protein of 314 amino acids. Gene Ontology annotation, molecular function: small GTPase binding. The record is from RefSeq and is a predicted model, not a curated record. Gene Ontology annotation, cellular component: plasma membrane; cytoplasm; cytoskeleton. The transcript has 2 exons.
UCCCUUAGGAAAAAAGAAAAGAAAAUUCACACCGACAAACGACGGCGAGAAAAAAGGAGCGAGGAAAAAGUUGAGGGGGAAGCGAAGGCGAAAAGGCAGAUGAAAAGUCGCACACCGAGGAGGGAGCCUGCCGACCACCAGAGUACACACUUCAAAUCAUGCCACUUCACAAAUCAUCCCGGGCCCCUCGCCUGGACCCUACCAUGAUUUCAGCCCCACUGGGUGACUUCCGCCACACCAUGCACAUUGGGAGGGGAGGCGACGCCUUCGGUGACACCUCCUUCCUGUCAAGUCAUGGCCCAAGUGGGGCCCCCAGUUCUGACCUGGGGGCCCCAGGGCUCCUGCCGGCCGCUGACUCUCAGAUACCAAUUGACCACAGUGAUCUGAACGCAGAUGGACUUGGAAGCCCACAGGACAAUGAUCUUCAGCACUCUGAGUCAGUGUCUUCAUUCACCCUGGACCUGGACCUGGAUCUGGGCCCGUCUAUCCUGGGAGAUGUUCUCGGGGUGAUGGACGGACUGGGACUUGACUCUGAGUGGACAAACACCAACGAGGAGGAGGUGUUUAGUCCCAACAGCGGCGCGGCCACAGUGGAAACACAGCAGGGGAAAGGGUUGACAGAGGAGGUGUCUGUGAGUAUGCAGAACGAGCUGAAUGAGAAGAACUUAGUUGGGAUAGAUGGAAACCAGAUGGGAGACGGCAGGAUAACAGAUGGGAAUGGGAUCAAGCCAAAAGGGUUACGGCCAAAAGUGCGAUUCAGCGACAAGCGAGAGGAGAUCAUUCGUCAAGUGUCUGAGGAGGAAGAAGGUCAAGGGUUUGACUUCCAGGAUGAGGAUGAGCUGGAGUGUCGCAGCCCAACGGCGGGUGAGAGCGAGAGGGGCAACAGCCUGGUAGGUAGUGGUGAAGAGCUCAACAAUCACAAAGUGGAUAUGCCACCCAGUCCUGCCUCAUCACAUAGCUCAGAGUAUGAAGGAGUCACCUCGCUGGACAGGAGGAGGGUUGAAAAUUGCCAUUCAGAGAGCGACUCAGAGGAGGAAGACGUGGGAAAUGGUGGAAGGGGCUACACAUUUGAAGAUGAGUUUGAUGAUGAGAUUGGCCUAUAGGGGAGAGGUGUCAUGUUCCCACGGAAACAGAUCUUUGCUGUCAAGUAAAUCAGCCAUGUUAUCUUUGAUUCAUCAGCACAAUUUGAAAGGGAGAUUCAAAAAGAAUAUUUGAGGACACAAACUGGACAUUUCAAGACUUAAAAUGAAAGCAAUACCGUUUGUAGACGAAGUUCCUUAACUGGAAAAGACAUCGUUAUUGUAUUUUAUCCACAUCGGUAACAGGUUUGUAACAGACUGUGUCAUUUUGAUCAGAGAGAAGCAAAGUAUCACUUAGGAUGAGUUAUUGCAGCGAAAGGUUUGUAGCACUUGCACUCAUUUCAUGCACCUGGAAGCUUUGCAAUGAAACUUAUGCUCAGUGGAAAGUUUGAAUUCAGGCUUAAUGAAUGAUACUUAAAUUGAUAUUUUUAAUGUUUCUUUGUCAGCUGUUUUUGUCAUCUUAAGUACAUAAAAAUGUGUUACGUUUAUUAUUGCAUUUUUAUAAUAUGGUGCCUUAAAGGGAGCUGUAUACUUACGUUAUCGUACCCUGCCUCAUAACAUUGUCUUAAUAGUUAUUUUUCAUAUUGCAUGUUUAUUACAAUCUCCAUGUCAUCACUUGACACUUAUUGCAUUUGACUUGCUUUACAAUUAAUGGUCCCCAAAGCAGAGAUAUUGUAAGAAAAUAAAAUGAUCCUGUGUAUUGUAAAUAACUGUGAAUUUCUCACAUUCCAAAUCUAUUAAUGUACAGUAUGAUACCUCUGGCUUGGAUCAAAUAAUAAUUAUCUGUUUUUCAGAUAGCAGUUAUUUAGUGUUUGUUGCCAUAGCUACCAAAGCUCUUAUUCUUUUACCUCUUGUAGACUCUGGGGUUGAGCAACUGCAAAUGUUAAGACAAUCUUGGAAUUCAGAGUUCGUUGUCAGAUUGUAUCAGGACCAACAGCAUAUUUUUGUAAGUGCUUAUGCUUAUGUAAUGCCUCCUUUGGUUGUGCUGUAUAGGGGAGAGACCAUUAUGCUGGUUUAGACAUCUUUGUGUUUUUUUUUUGUUUUGUUUUGUUUUUUUUACAUGUUAUCCUGUGGGUUUAUAAAGAUCACAGUGAAAGCAAUAAAACAGUGUAAUUGGGAGUUGAAACAUUGA